Aspergillus oryzae RIB40 is the source of this 1227-nucleotide messenger RNA. It is a transcript of the gene rad18, whose product is annotated as E3 ubiquitin-protein ligase RAD18. Gene Ontology annotation, biological process: protein monoubiquitination; DNA damage tolerance. The transcript has 3 exons. Bases 1 to 1227 code for a protein of 408 amino acids. Gene Ontology annotation, molecular function: ubiquitin protein ligase activity; single-stranded DNA binding. Lineage: Eukaryota; Fungi; Ascomycota; Eurotiomycetes; Eurotiales; Aspergillaceae. The record is from RefSeq and is a predicted model, not a curated record. Gene Ontology annotation, cellular component: Rad6-Rad18 complex; nucleus.
AUGGAGCAGACGUUUGACCUCCCCGACUCGACCGACUGGCUCGGAACGCCGUUGUCGCUUCUGACGCCACUCGAGUCCGCGCUCCGCUGCCAGGUGUGCAAGGACUUUUUCGACAACCCCGUUAUUACCUCGUGCUGUCAUACGUUUUGCUCACUGUGUAUCCGGCGGUGUUUGAGCACGGAGGGGAAAUGUCCAGCUUGUCGAAGUUCGGACCAGGAAUUGAAAUUGCGGCGGAAUUGGGCGGUCCAAGAACUUGUCGAGGCGUUUCAGAAUGCAAGACCUAGUGUGUUGGACCUGGCUAAACGCGCUGCAACUGAAGAUCGAGAAGAUGCAGAAGUAGGAACGGCGCAACCUGCUUCGAAGAAGAGGAAGGUCGAUGAGCGGGAUGGGUCAAAUAGUGAGGUUUCGGAGGGGAGACAAACGCGGUCACGAACUAAAGGCGUGGAGCGGCAAACUGAACCUGCAACUAUGGACGUAGUUGAGGAUAGCCAGGAUGAAGAAUAUGUGCCUGAGGACGGCCUGGUUGCGUGCCCAAUUUGCAAUCGGAGGAUGAAGAACGAAGCAGUCUUUCAACACUUAGAUAAUUGCACCGGAGAUCCAGUCCCGCCGAAAAAGAUAUCAUUUGGCUCAUUGCAGCCCAUGUCGCCUGCUUCGCGAACACUGAACAAAGCGCCCGAGAGACUCCCCACAAUAAACUAUUCUUUAUUAAAAGACAAUGUGCUCCGGAAAAAGCUUAAAGAUUUGGGAAUACCGAACUGGGGCCCACGGCCCCUACUGCAAAGACGUCACACCGAGUGGAUGAACUUAUGGAACGCUAACUGCGACUCCAAAACGCCAAAGUCCAAGCGUGAAUUAUUACAUGAAUUGGGUGUCUGGGAACGCACACAGGGCGGUAGUGCACAUCCCUCUGCUGAGUCUGCUGGCUCCGUUAUGCGUAAAGACUUUGAUGCAACCGCAUGGUCGACCACCCAUGAAAGCGACUUCAAGCAGCUGAUUGCAAACGCUCGAAAGCGAAGCGAUGCUUUAGUUCGCACGACCAUCCCGUCUGCAGCCCCGGCUCAAUCGCAAGAAUCACCCACAGUUGAGCAACCAGUGGAGGCUACAAUUCCAACGAAUAUGCAGAAGCCGGAACAGCCACUCGUAGAUCUCACAAGUGCCGCCUAUCCUAAAAUUCAACACGCACAGGAGCCCGGUGAAAGUGAAGAGCCUUAUACGCUUCCUGGAUAA